This is a messenger RNA of Stereum hirsutum FP-91666 SS1, 1176 nucleotides long. RefSeq lists its product as uncharacterized. NCBI's taxonomy places the organism in Eukaryota, Fungi, Basidiomycota, Agaricomycetes, Russulales, Stereaceae. The transcript is spliced from 3 exons. The coding region runs from base 1 to 1176 and encodes 391 amino acids. The record is from RefSeq and is a predicted model, not a curated record.
AUGGUCUCUGGACCACAGAGCCUCUAUACUCCCACAAAGCCGGAGAUCCAUGAAACUGCCCAACGUGUAGUCUCCAUCCUCCGAAACCGUGGUCUCUCCUGUUGUCUCACUGGGAGCACAGCCUCUUCCGCCUGGGGAGCGAGCCGUACUCCUAAGGUCCAUAUAUCUCCACAAUCAGCGGCUCCUUUCAACUUUACACUGACGGAAGAUAUCCUGCAGGACAUUGACAUCGUCAUUAUGACUCGCUCCCACGACGAAGAAAGCAUCAAACGCUUCAUCGCGGGUGAUGAUCCAGCAUUCUACUUGGUCUCCUCCACCAAUCCACGCAAUUUCUACAAAAUUGUUUGGUAUCGGUAUCCUGGCCGCCCAGGGCUCGCCAUAAAGAUCGAUGUUCUCAUCCCUCCGACCAUGUCCAUUCCUUUCGUCGAAUCAGAUCUCAUCGUCAUCCGCAAUUUACUCCCGCUUAUGCCGUUACUGCCCCAACUAUUGUUGAAGCUUCAAUGCUGGGACGACCACAGACUUUCUCGGUAUAGUGAUAAAAGGUUGAAACAAUAUGUGGACGCGCAGGACGUAAGGGAGUUGUUGAUCGUUGCGAACAAGAGAGGGCGCCAUGGUGGAUAUCGGGACCUUGGCCAUAUAUUGAGGGAGGAUCCCUUCAUCGACCUGAAGUCCGCAUUGGAGGAUCGGGCGGUAUUGGUCAAGGUACAGCAGACGAGGAGGACGGGAUGGGAGAGCAUGGAGGACGCGCACGCGGCUGGGCGGAUCCCGCCGAUUGAGUUGUCGACGAAGAAAGAGGACGUCGUCGUUGCGCCACUGGGAGAUCUGUGUAAGGCCUUGGAGUUGGGCAGGAGUACAUUCGAGAAUCCAGUCGAUUUGCAGUCUCGUCGCGCUCGCGGUGAUUUCUGUAUAUCUGUGCUUUUUAUGCCUCUGGCACGUCCAGUUUCUUUCUAUGCACCCAAGAUGCAGGCAGGAGCAUGGGAGCUGAAGCAACGCGCGGAGCAAAGCAGGACGAAUCCUCCCUAUCUGUACCUAUCGAUCCACGCAUUCAACAGUGCCAUUUGCUACGAGCUCACCCAAGAGAAAGAGAAGAUCGAGAAGAGUGUAAAGAGCGGGGAGGGUGGGGGUAGCGGGACAAAGGAGAAGAGUAAGAAGAAGAAGGGCAAGAAGGCGAAGUGA